AAAAAAGACAGGAACUUUUGUCAGAACCCAUCUUUCUCCUUUUGAGCGAACGCAAAGAGUGAAGGAAGGAGACAUAUAACAAUAAUCUUGUAAAUAUCGUUCACACAGUGUAAUUUACGCAGAAGAGGAAAUGGGUUUGCAAGAGAACGGUAACAAGUAUCAGAAAAUGUCUAGUCAUGGAAAUGGAGAAGGAAUAACAUUAUCUAAUGCUCAAGAUCAGGAAAAAGAAGUGGUUUUUAUUAACAAUGGUAGCGCAAAACAAUAUGUUACUGCCUGUGCCAUCUUUGCUUCUCUUAAUUCUGUGCUCCUUGGCUAUGAUGUGGGUGUAAUGUCUGGAGCAAUCAUAUUUAUGAAGGAGGAUUUAAAGAUAAGUGAGGUACAACAGGAAGUUCUUGUUGGCAUUCUGAGCAUAAUUUCACUCUUGGGUAGUUUAGCCGGGGGCAAAACAUCAGAUGUCCUUGGUAGGAAAUGGACAAUAGCCCUUGCAGCCAUUGUCUUUCAGUCAGGUGCAGCUACAAUGGCUCUUGCCCCUUCUUUUACAGUACUAAUGAUUGGAAGGCUCUUGACUGGUGUGGGAAUAGGAUUUGGGGUCAUGAUUGCGCCUGUGUAUAUAGCUGAGAUAUCACCAUCUGUCACAAGAGGAUCACUCACCUCCUUUCCUGAGAUCUCUAUAAAUAUAGGAAUUUUGCUCGGAUAUAUCUCGAAUUAUGCUUUUCAUGGACUACCAGAACAUAUAAACUGGAGGAUCAUGCUUGGUGUGGGGAUCCUUCCAUCAGUCUUUAUUGGAUGUGCCCUGUUUGUGAUCCCUGAAUCCCCCAGGUGGUUGGUGAUGCAGCAAAGAAUUGAUGAAGCAAGACUAGUGCUUACAAAGAUAAAUGAAAGUGAAAGAGAUGUGCAAGAGAGAUUGGCUGAAAUACAGCAAGCUGCUGGGAGUGCUCACGCUGAGAAUUAUGAAGGGAAAGCUGUGUGGCAUGAAAUUAUAAAUCCUACUCCUGCAGUUAAAAGAAUGUUGAUUGCAGGUUGUGGAAUCCAAUGCUUCCAACAGAUUACAGGUAUUGAUGCAACUGUGUAUUACAGCCCCACUAUCUUUAAAAAUGCUGGUAUUAAGAGCAAUUCCAAGCUUCUUGCUGCAACUGUUGCUGUUGGGUUUACCAAAACUUUAUUCAUCUUGAUUGCUAUACUUCUUAUCGACAAAGUGGGAAGAAAACCUUUGCUUUAUGUCAGCACAAUUGGAAUGACAAUUUGCUUACUUGUUCUAAGCCUUUCUCUAACAUUUAUGGGGACUGGACACCUUGGGAUUGGAUUGGCAGUUCUAUCAGUUUGUGGCAAUGUAGCUUUCUUCUCUAUAGGAAUUGGUCCGAUUUGUUGGGUAUUAUCAUCUGAAAUUUUCCCUCUAAGGCUUCGAGCUCAAGCCUCCGCUCUGGGAGCAGUGGGGAGUAGGGUCAGUAGUGGUGUUAUUGCUAUGUCUUUCCUCUCCCUAUGUCGAGCAAUUACAGUGGGUGCAACCUUCUUCAUCUUUUCACUGAUUUCAGCUGCAUCUGUUGCUUUCGUCUAUACAUGUGUCCCAGAAACGAAAGGGAAAUCUUUGGAGGAAAUUGAAAUGCUGUUUCAAAAUGAAAGAGAUUGGCAAGGUGGUGAAGUUGAAUUAGGAGAUGCAGAGAGUCUAGUGCAGAGACAAUAGUGAGUGUUAGUCACUAAACCAUAAUACUUUCUUUAGGAAUGCUUGUUAUUCUAAAACUAAAACUAGUCCUCAGUAGAAGUUAUUUGCAUCCAUUGUGAAGCCUACAGAAACUCAGAAUCACAUCAUAAGCCAUUCUUUCUUUUCACAAAGCAUUAUUGACAUUGGUAUAGUCAUGUACUUACAGAACCACAAGUGAAAUUUCUUCAUUCAGACUUA
Molecule: messenger RNA, 1897 nt
Organism: Mangifera indica (mango)
Lineage: Eukaryota; Viridiplantae; Streptophyta; Magnoliopsida; Sapindales; Anacardiaceae
Product: probable polyol transporter 4
Exons: 2
Coding region: 131-1681 (516 amino acids)
Biological process (GO): transmembrane transport
Cellular component (GO): membrane
Molecular function (GO): myo-inositol:proton symporter activity
Source: RefSeq, a predicted model, not a curated record